Rotaria socialis is the source of this 552-nucleotide messenger RNA. Lineage: Eukaryota; Metazoa; Rotifera; Eurotatoria; Philodinida; Philodinidae. The record is from the annotation of a GenBank genome assembly.
AUGAUUCAGACUUUCCAAAAACCAAACCAAUCAAUUCGCAAGGUUUGCUUCGAAGUGAGCAAAAGAGGUGAACAGAAGUCUCGUCGUUAUUAUUAUUAUGGUCGUUAUUAUUAUCGUUAUUAUCUUUAUCGUCUUUAUUAUGGUCUUUAUCUUCUUUAUCUUUAUGGUCUUUAUCUUCUUUAUCUUUAUGGUCUUUAUCUUCUUUAUUAUGGUCUUUAUUAUCUUCUUUAUCUUCUUUAUCUUUAUCUUCCUUAUGGUCGUCUUUAUCUUCUUUAUCUUCGUUAUUAUCGUCUUCUUCGUUAUUAUCGUCGUCUUUAUGGUCUUUAUCGUCUUUUUUAUUAUCUUGGUGGUUAUCUUGGUCUUUUUCUUUAUUAUCGUCGUCUUCGUCUUCGUCUUUAUCUUCUUUAUUAUCUUUAUCUUCUUUUUUAUGUUCUUUAUUAUCUUCUUUAUUUUGGUUAUCUUCUUCUUUUUUAUUUUGGUUAUCUUCUUCUUUUUGGUUAUCUUCGUGUUGUUCGUUAUGCCUUAUUUCUAUUGUAUGUUCUAAAUCUUUAA